This is a messenger RNA of Xyrichtys novacula (pearly razorfish), 40583 nucleotides long. The record is from the annotation of a GenBank genome assembly. Lineage: Eukaryota; Metazoa; Chordata; Actinopteri; Labriformes; Labridae.
GCACUCACACGGGUCCGUCAGUCUGAUUUCCAGUCUCUCUCUUACAUACACACUCAGUGUCUGCCUCCUGUGCGUGUCUCUCCAGCCUCAUGUUCACACCAGCACCACCACGCCGGAGCAGAUUCCCUGUCUAGCCGACACUGAGAGCCCGCAGUCAGGGGCUGCCGGGGUCCACUUAGCGGUGCCAGGAUGCGGUGCCAGAAGUUUUGGGGACCAUGUUCGGUUGGAUUUUAUAUCUGGGCUACCAUGCUUUUCAAAGGUAGGACUGUGCCUUAAGUUUUUGUGGUGCCUCUUCAAGGCAACCCCUGCAAUGAGUGAAUAAGUCUAAGAUCAGUGGAGACAAUAAGAUGUGAAUUAUAUUGACAGGGAAGUUACGCAUGGGUUUUUCACGAGUGGGCAGCUAAAUAUUGGCUUCAGGUUCUCUGUGUGAAGUCUGUAAGGCAAUGUGCAUUUUUCCAAGACAUGGUGGCUUGUUCUUUUGCAUGACAAACUAGCAAAAUUUGGGGGCAAGAUUUGAUUAUGUAUUUGGUUAGAGGCAGUUCAUGCUGCCUUUGUUGUACUCAGUGGAUUAAAUCACUGUGGCGUGUUUUGUAUAGUCACCCAGUGUUAUAUUGAAAGGACUGGCUGCUGAAUCUUUAAAGUGACAAAUAUGCAUUAGUUAAGACCAGAUCAGUUCUUUCUAUUACAUGAGUUUAAGUCUGUUUAUGACCAAACAGUUUAUAGUAUAUACCUCUGUCAUCUGCUGAUUUAUUUGUCCUGGAGUUAUUUUUAUACUCAUGUGCCUGUCUUUAUGCAUUUGUGUAUAUAUGAUAAGAGAGUGGGCAUUAAUGCGAGCUCAUUCGUGUGCAAUGAGAAGUGCAUGCAUGGCUGUAAUUCUCUCCUAAGCCCCAUCCCAUAAUGAACAUAACCAUCAGCAUCAUCAUGUCUAACAUCUGGGCAGUUUACUUAGCAGUUUGUGACACAGCGGCUUUACAGUAGAUCUGCAUCUAAACCCUUUGUGUUUUAUGUGUGUGAAAUACCACCUUCAAAAGUCCAUAUACCCUUAUCUUAAUCCAGUCUGUGGCCACAUUUCGAGUGUGGAAAGCCUGACACAAACUGUAGGGAGGCUUAAAAAUGAUAGAAUAGAGGCUGAUCCAUCACAAGAGGGAUCUGACGUCUGUUUGUGAAGGAUUAUCAAAAGACAUUUAAAUCCUCCUUUUUUUCUGUCAGUAUUUACAAGAACCAGCAGACAAUGUUAAAAAGUUUUGAACUUUUUGUGGGGAAAAAUGCAGCUGAAAAAAAUGGAGAAGACUAAAGAAAGAGAGGAGAAUGGAUUUCACUUUUGAGCAGUUAUAUGGCCACCAUAACGCCAAAGGGCACCCUUAAAAGCAUGACCACAGAUCCCAUGAUAUAUCAGUGUUAUAUUUUGUAAGUAGGUUUAUUCCUGAAUCUUUGGUCAUGGGCCUUAAUGUUCUCAUUCAUUUUAUUGUUUAGCGGCUUUAGUCAGUAAAGGCCAAAACACAUUUGAUUUCAUGGUGUUGUAAAAGUACAUUAAAAAUCUUUGAUUUCUGACAAAUUGUAACUGGGAUAGCCCACUACACAGGAAAUUGAAAUUUCUGUCACAGUUUUGCUUAGUCUAGUGUGAAAGGCUCAUGAAGGUGUGCCAAAAAUACAAAUUGUGAUUUUUUUACUAUCCUGACCUUCACUGAGAGGAUCAGAGACCACUAAGAGUAGAAAAGCCCAGCACAGAUGCUGUAAUAAUAUCUGCUCUAUUUCAAUGCAACACCUCAUUUCUUUCUCUUUCCCCUUCAUUUUGACACACACUCUCUCUCUCUCUCUCUCUCUCUCUCUCUCUCUCUCUCUCUCUCUCUCUCGCUCUUGCAGACUUUCCCCAAUGCCUUUGUCUGAAUUUUGCAUGCUCAGCGUUGUAACAACUUUUGUAGACUCUUUGCUCUUUAAUCAUAAAUUAGAAUUGACUUUUUUUGCCUUUGUUCAGCAUUUCAGGCAACUGUUCAGGUGUUGUAAGUGCUGCUGUUUUGGGCUGGGUUCAAAUUGCCUCAAAAGUUUAUAAGGUGGAACUUCACAAUGAGGAACUUUUAAUGUUCUGAAAUUAAUGUGUGGAUACACCUCUUGCUCACCUGUGGAUUUUUUUCUCAGGUCUAGAUUUUGAAAAAAUAUGCACAUCAUAUUGGAUUGUGUGCAGCAUGGCAGAGAAGUAAAUGUGGUGGGCAAGCAGUCUGUGUUGCAACAUGGCAAAGGUCUUAGCUUCUGGAUUAGGAUUAAAUGUCCAGGGGUUUGAGGGCUCUGAGCUCUCAGCAAUAGAUUAUAAAUCUAACCUAUAGAAUCCCAUGCAUCUGAAACCCCAUUUACACAACACCACAUGCUCUGAUCUCUGCUCCCCACUGCAGACUGUCAUAUGGACAAGAUGUGUUAAUGGAUGGAUCCAUGAGUGGGUGAAAGCAUCUUAAACAGACAUCUAAACACAGUGGUGUAAACACGUGUACAGGCACGUGGAAACUUUUUUUAUUUCUUACAGAGAAACCCACAAAAAGAGAGUCAGAGAAAGAAGUGAAAAACAGACCUUAUAGAAAGUGCAGAAGGUUGAAGUGGCUCAUGUAAAACCGAUUCAGUGCCAGAUUUGUCCCUAUGGCCUCUUUUACCAUCUCCCAUCUCUCUUUACAUCCCCUUCCUUUCAACUCAUCAUUACUUGUUUUAUAUUGUACUUUCUAGCAUUGACCUAAUGCCCUUCUCAUGCCUUUUUAAAUAUAAAGUGGCACUGAGUUCCCCAGUGCAUGAUUUAUGUUUAUGUCCCCAACUAAAAUGGGUACAACACCACACAGAACACAGCAACUAAAAGCCAACAUUACUCUCUGAUUGCGCUACAAAGGAGGCAGAAUUAUUAAAUAGGAUUUAUUGUAUUGUUCAUACCGUCAACAAGCAGGAAAUCAAAUUAACAAUCAGCACUACAUCUUUUUGCUUUUGCUGCUUUAUGAAUGCAAGUAUGAGGGUUGCAGUUAUUCAAUCACUGUUCUUCCUCAGUAGUCUUUUAAUUCUUUGUUGCAUUACUUUCAAAGCAUUUUAGUAACCUGUAUGAACGACCAUGAUUUUCUCCUACUUUUAUUUUCAUCUCCCUCUAACUCAGUUUCUUUUUCUCCUCCCUGCCCUUCUUUUGCAUCCUGUCUCCUCCAUUUUCGUGCAUCCUGUUAUCCCUCCCACAAUUUCAGACUCUUUACCCCUCUUCAUCCCUCCUGGUUUGUGUGUGUGUAUAAGUAUGUGUGUUUGAACAGGUUAGGCAUUAAGCCAGCCACCUUGGUCAAGAUGUAGGUUUUAUGGCUGCUGAACAUCUGGAUACUUUACUGCUGACCGCCCCUGACUCAUUCUCAUUCUGAAUGAUUGAUGGUGAAAUAAUGAGGCACUAGACCAACGAAGAAGUGACCUUAAUUUAAAUCAAUGCACUCUUGGUUAAUUUGAGAGGCAAUGUUGUGCAUAAGCUACACACUACACAAUCAGAAUGAACACACACACACACGCACACACCUACUAAUCCAUACAAAGUAACUCUGAGCGUGUGCAAGCAUGAAUAUCCUCUCUGGCUUUUGAGACACAAUGCUUCACCAGAAGUACCAAUAUGAGACAGUUUUUAAAAAUAUAUAUUUAUAUUGUGCAAAAUCAUGUCAACACACAGACCUGGACACACACCUUUUAGCCCCUUGACCUUGAUCCCACAAUUCUUUCCACGAGGGUUGUUUUUCUUGAAUACAGGUUAAUGGCAGGUUUCAGGGUCUAGGCUAUGAGCUUUGGGGCAGAUAGAUAGCUUCUGUUAAGAUGGACACCCAUGGGAAAGACAACAUCAGGACAUAUAUUUGGUAGAGACUUGUUGACACAAUAGGGUGAGGUCAGACACCGUGUGCUUGAGUAACUGCUUUAUGACUGUACUUUAUAUGAGACAUGCUGGAUAUCAACCCUGAUGCAUCACAGGGGAAACCAGUGUUUUUGGUACCUGAUGUACUGUAGUACAUGGAUUUGAUAAACCACUGACUGCCUGUGAUAAUGAUAAUCCCAGUAUAAGAUGACUUUUCAAACAAGAGCCACAGACACACAUUUUAAUGUAAAUUUAAACAUGCAGCUGUUGUGUGUUGUGGGCUUUGUUUUAGUUAAUAUGCAACAGAUCUCACAGCGACAGACAAACAGUUAUUAGUUGUAGUCAUAUUGCUCCCUCCACAUCAUUUUUGGAUUGUGUGUAUGCAGUUAUUAUUUUUCUGCCGUGUCUCUGACACACACUUAACACACUCAAACCUAAGAAAUUUGCAUCAAAAUAGCAGCAGAUGUGGUAUUUGUCUUGGUGUUGACUGUCCUUACUCUCUGGGAGUGGGCGUCCGUCAGCAGUUUCUUUGUGCAAUGUUUUCCUUCCAAGCCUCACAUUUCUGGUCCCUCUGUCCCAAAGCAUUCUGGGAUCAGAGUGAAGAAUAGACUUGCUUCUUAAUAUUAACUUUUCAGGUUAUGUUAUACAUUUGUCAGCAUAUUGAUUAAAAUUAUCAUAUGUUUUCCUCCAGAGAUAGCAUGAUUGCUAUAUUGAUAUUUCUGGUAUUUCUAUGUUUUCUGCAGUCUGCAAUCGUAAGGCAGACUGGGAAAAAGCUGUGCCCCUCUUGUCGAAGUAUUGAUUAAGAUGAAGAAAUUCUGGGGCCAGGGGUUUGGUAGGUAAAAGAGCAAAAUGGCCGUGAACAGGUUUUAAUGUUAACUGUGACAGCUUAACUUACCUUUGAGGGGAAAAAGGUUAAACUGGGUGCAAAUUUAUGUAAUUUGGCCUUUUACUGGGACACCAAAGCACACCCUAUGAUGGGAAGCAUAAUGCCGGUUCCUCUGGUCACCCUCUGUGAACUAACAACAGUCUUGGAUAAUAUUAACUUCAUACUAAUCCAUUUACCAUCUUUUCACUCUGUGUCCUACAGAAAGUCUCAAAAAAAGAAAAGUAGUAUUAACAAGAACCAACACAACACAAAAGUUCUUUGCAGAGACUUUAAAAAAAGGAUGGAUUUGGUUAAAAGGAAAAACCACGGCUGUGAUAGGCUGAGACACAUUAGCUAAAGAAAGUAGAGAUCUCCUGAUACGAUAUUGAUAAUGGAUAUCAGUCCAAUAUCUGCAAAAAAACAAAUAUCAAAGUAUAUCGCCCUGCAUCUAAAAUCUCCUAUAUCAGCACUCCGAUACAAGCAGUCCACUCCAGACUCCGCUCCAGCACCUCUAUCUAGCCGCACCCAGAUCCAGCAUGCAGAGCCCAAGUGAUCAUAACAACAGUGUGUACUAUGAUACUAACAAAGUAGCAAAGAGAAGGAGUGAUGUUGGCCGUGUGGCAGUAUUUCUUGUUAAUGUCCGCAAAAGACGUUGCAGGCGAGUGCAAAACUUGUCGUGUAAAAGUUUGAGCUAAUAUCGGAUCAAUAUUGGUAUCAGCCAAUACUGAAGGCUACAAUAUCGGUAUUGUAUCGGAAGUAAAAAAGUUAUACCGAUCUUAAAACUUCACAUUGUUUUGUCUCACGAUAGGACUUGUGGAAUACUCACACAGACAUUUCCACAGAGACACACUAAAAUAUCUUUAUAUUCAUUUUUAAGUCAAGCUGCUGUCACUAUAGUUUAAAUUAAAACUUUUUCUUUAAAUCAAUGUUGACAUCCAACAUAAGGCUGUCGGGUUCAGGGUUGCUCAUUACUGCAGUAUGGGUAAAAAAUCUCUGAGGAGCAUUUCCAACACUUGGUUGAAAGUAUGCCACAAAGAAUUGAGGCAGUUCUGAAAGCUAAAGGGGGUCCAACCCGGUAUUUGCAAAGUGUAGUUAAUAAAGCUGCUGGUGAGUGUAGAUUAGCUAGUUUUUAAUUUUCAUUUGACUUUGAGCUGAAAGAACAAAAACACGAGUUGGGGUGAGGUGUCUUCACAGCCUUGUUGUGCAGUUGGUUCAGUGAUACGAUGACAGCCCCAGUCCCCCCAAGGAAAAAAGAAGUCACUCUUACAUCUUGGCUGAUAUUAUAUAAAUGUUUAAGCAGCAUUUUAUGAUUAAAAAAAAUCUCACUCUGCCUUCUUUUAACAGUCAAAUAUAUCACCCACACAUGUCCUCUUUCUAUAUCAUUUGAGAAACCAUUUGAAAGAUCUCUCCAUGCAUAAUAUGAGCAGCGUAAAAGCCGUUGACCUUCAUAUAUUGUGGUUUGUGGGUUUUGCCAACCUGCAAUGUCAUCACUUCAUGCAAACUAAUCACAUAUAUAACAUUAAAAUGACUAUUGAUUCAUGAUAAUUCAACUAAGAGCCUCGACUUUUAAUCAUGUUUUCUACCAAGAGACAUUUAGUGACAUCAUUUUUGGUUUCCCCAAAAGCAUAGUAGUGAUAAAAUCCUCCUUAUCAUGAUCAUAGAUGACCUUAUCUCUAUAAGUAAAGUAGAUCAUGGCAGAAACAGACUGAGGAACAACUGAGGCCAUGAUCUUUCCUCUACAUGCUUUCAUCCUAAUAGCUCCGGAUGUGUGUUUGUGUGUGUAUGUUUGUGUGUGUGUGUGUUUUACUGCAGCUCAGCCUAGGAUGGGUUUAGCUGGGCUCAUCAGAGGCACUGAAAUACCCUUAUGUAGGCGGUGGUCAUUUAGUGCUCAGCCAAAAAUAGCGAUCCUGUUUGUAUUUGGGUGCACAUCUGUUAUAGUGUGUGUGUGAAAGAGAGAGUGUGUUAGUGAGUCCCUCAGGCCGUCUGUGUUUGGAUAGCCUGUGUCUGAUGGGUGUUUGGAAACCUCAUCUGAACGCACUGACCCACAAAAAAUAUUCAAAUGGGACUGAAUGGGCCUGGCUGGAUUUCUCUGAGUAUGGUAAUACGUGGGUUUGUGUACAUGAAUUUGAAGAAGGGAGAAAGUAAAGAUCCUUGCUUAUUCACCUUGAAAAAUCAACUUAAAUUUUUUGCGUCACAGUUCACACUCCUAACCACACUUCCAUACAAAAAAAAACAAUCCCAUUAUUUCCUCACAGAUACCGCUAACAAACUGGUGACAGCACUGAGCAUGGCUGUGCUUUUCAGGCUUUUGUUUAUUUCCUCACAGCCUAAUGAGCUUUAAAAUGUGCUCAUUUACUGCACAUCAGAACAAAAAUGCUGCACGCAGAAAAAAGUGAGUGCAAAUUUGGGACAAGGCAGGAAGCCUCGUAGAGGUAAAAGGGGAAACAAAGACAGAGGUAUCAAAAUUGUGAAUAUGGUAAGAUUUGGAGAGACAUGUAUAAGAAUAAAGCAGCUGAUGGAGGGAGAAAGGGGCAGUCAAAUGUAGAGUAAUGAAAAACGCCCAGUAGAUCUCAGAGAGGGAGGUGUUGCAAACAAGCGUCAUGGGUUUUCUAUGAGAUGGUGUGAAGAAUUUUGAUUUGAAGUGGAGAUCUUGAGAGGAAGUAAGAGAGAGACAGAGAUGUAUAUGCACCUGAUUUCCCUAAUAUAGUCUUUUACAUUUGCAUAUUAUGAAUGUGUUGAAUGCCACCAACUCACGUGAUGUGAAUUUCUGAAGAUCUGCUUUCUUUUACAUCCUGAAUCUUCAUCCACCCCCCUGUCUUUUCAUGCUCCAUUUGCCCUGUGAAGAGUUACAUUUGUUGAAUAUUUUUAAACUGAGUGAUGAGAAACCCGUUGAAUCCUCCAGUAUUGGACUGUGCCAGCAACAUCUGAAAACAUGGAGAGUAUAAGAUUGUACAUUCAAGGGGUGUUUGAUGCUUAAUGUGUAAAUAAAAUGAUUUGCUAUUUUUAAGGUUGGGUUGUUUGGGCUAUUCAAAGUUAUGGACUGAACAGACAAAAUUCACUUGUUUGCUGGGCUAAUUUUGGCAAUACCUGGAUAUAUAUGGAUAUGAAAUACAGUGUUUGAAUUGUCAAAACCAGACCAUAGUUCAGAAGUCAGAAUAGAACAAACUUUGUGAAAUGAACUGAGAAAUAAAGUUGAAGAAACAGCCUUGAAGUAUCUUUGUUAUUUGGCAGCACCCGGAGUAACUUUAAGUUCUUGGAGGAAUUUUCAGCAAAAAAAAAAACAAAACAUAACACAUCAGUGUAGCUAUUGCUUUUUUCUGUAAUUAGUUUUUAAUUCUUCAAACUGUUGCUGUAAGUAGGUGUCAGAAUUUAAAGAAUUUCUUCUUUCCUGGAAUUCUUAAAUCUGGAUGUGCUUCUUUUAAUCCCACCAGAAACAGAAGGUCUCAUUUCAAAGUCACAGACAAUUUUUUUUAAUGUUUCAUUUGAAUGGCUCUAAACCUUUGCAUCAGGGGUUGGAGCCUUUCCAAGCAAAGGCUGAUCUAAGACAUGGUGACAUAUUCUUGGAUGCUGGUUGGUUAUCUCACUGCCAUCGGGCACAAAGCAUAAAACAUCUUUUCUCAUCUCUGAAUUUUUCAUUUCCUCUUCAUUCUAAUUUACAAUUAUUUGCACAAAAGCUCAUAUUCAAUAGUCUUUCACAGAGUCUUGGUGUUGAGGAAACCCACAAAGAAAAAAUUGGCUUGGUCUCAAUGGAGUCUUUGUGAAUAGUACAAUAUAUUCAUAUUUUGUGGGAUUCUGCCAAGCUGAAAUAAAUGGUCCCCAUAAGGCGCUGCUGCCCUCGAGGUCCCAGAGGUCCCAGAGGUGCCCAGAAGCAGCCCUGCUCUGCUUAUCAAACUAGAGCUAAUGUGCUAUGCAGACACACCGGGGCUUAGUGGCAAUCUCAAGGUGCUAUAUUAUUGAGCAGGUUGAUGUUAGUGUGUACAGGGUUCAACUGUACAUUCAACGAAAAGAAACAAACAAACGUGUGUUAGCUGUUUACAUAGAAGUAACAUUGAGCAUAGAGGAAAUCGAAGAAAAACAGCUGCCAGUUCUUUAGUGUGUCUAAAUCUGGUGACAAAAUGAGGCCUGGAAAUUAUCAGUGUUUUUAUUACAGCACUCUGAACAGUUUUUAUACACUGAAAUUAAAUGUAAUGCCCUUAAAAAUUCAGAUAAUAUGCUUUUUUCACUCAGUUUCUCUCAAUUGCCUUAACAACAGGCAAGUAAAUGGAGCUUUUUUUCACAUCUGACAUUGUUCUUGAUUACUUGAAUUCACAUACUCUGUUGUGAGUCAAGCAUCUCUAUCUUGUCUGAAUGCUGCUCGUCUUUUAACUGGUAGAAAUGUGAGCAAAUGUCACUCAGUCUGGUGUCUCUUCUUUAGGUCCCAGUGUGUCUUAGGAUUGAUUUGAAAAUUACAUUUCUGACUUUGACAUCACUAAACGGGCUAGUUCUUACUUAUCUCUCUUUUAAAAACCACAUUAUUUACCAAAGACAUUCAGCUCUACUGAUCAGUUAUUUCUGGCUGACCCGAGGUCUAGACUUAAGCUCAGGGGGUCCAAGCCUUUUUUUUUACUUACUUCUCCAAUCUUCUUAAAUGCUUUACUUCCACUUGACUGUCCCCUUCACUGCCUGUCUUAAAAGCAAACCUCAAAACACACUUGUGCUCCUUUACUUUUUUGAGGGUCCCUCUUUCUUUGAAUUGUUUUUCCUUCCCAAAGGUCUUAACACUUUUUAUUAUUUUACUGUCUCAUUGUUUUAAUUGGUUUUAUCAUGUCAAUGGUCUUUCACAUGCUGCUUGUACAGCACUUUGGUCAACUCCUGUUGUUUUUAAAUAAGCUUAAUAAAUAGAUUUGGAUUGCAUUGAACUCAGAGCCAACACAUUUCCUUCUUUCAGCCUUAAUAAAGCCAAGGAGAAGGAUUAAAAAACGAAAGGCUUACUUUACACUAAUUUAGAGGGGAAAAGUGCUAACACGUGAAAGUAUACUAACUGCUUUGUGAAUUCAUUACUGAAGUUAGUUCAGGCGUCAGCUCUUUUGUUCAUGCUACACAUUUACAGCUGUUAAAUAACCAGCUGUCUUGAAGCAUGUUGUUUUCAUGCAGGUGAAUUAUUCAAUGUUCAUGCAUGUUUUUAUGAAGCGGGAAGUCAAUUUCUCAGCAGAUGUGCGCGCAUACUUGGCCAACAAGGCUGAUUCUGAAUUUCUUUUAUUUGCCUCUCCAGCUGUGUUAUCCUCUCUGAUACAUUCAGUACCUCUGACUAUAACAAGGGCACCAGUACUGCCAAAUUAUUAGCACUAAACUUGGACUGGAUGAAUGAGCACCAAAGUCAAAGGCUGGUGACGUUAUCAGCUUAGCAAUUCAAAAUUAUUUUGACUCUUUAUGCUGGCAUCCUAUCUCACAAUUCCUGUUUCCUGUUUCCCUCGUUCUUGUUAAUGAAAAUCCUCAAUAAUGGUUUGUAACUGUAUCAAUGCGUUCAUAAUUGAGGGGCAUUUUCUGUUCCUCAUGAUUCAUAAUUGGUAAUAGGGAUAAUCAUACCAACCAGUGACCUUCCAAAAGACCUGGACAAAACCCACCGCUGACCCCUGACAUUUUAACUGUAAUGACCACUGUUGUGAUAGAAAACUGAUGGAGUAUUGAUCCAGAGCUGCCUAUCAUUAGCAUGUCUGAAUGCAACACACACACACACACACACACACACACACACUGGAUUAAUAGACUCAUCUGGACACUUUCUCCAUCAAAGUGUAACUGUGAUGAAGUCUUUCCUCGUUCAUUAGCGUGUGUGUCUGACACCAAAAGGUCAAACCCACUGCAGGAAAAUGGUGUCUAAUGAACCUGACAGCAAGUGCUUUAUCUGAGCGUCAGAAAUGUCACCAGGUCAAAGGUUACAUGUAUCAUCAUCAUCAGCUUCAUCACACUAGCUUUAGAUUAGUGUCUUUGUACCUUUUCUUUUUUUUAAAUGGUACAAGUUUUUUUAUCUUUAAUGAGUGACAUCAGCUUAAACUAGCCAAUCAAAAAUAAUUUUAUUAAAACAUCAUUCAAACACAAUACUUAAGAUUAGGGCUGGGCGAUGAAAUGAUAAUGAUAUAUAUCCAAAAAUUAUUUUUUUUCAUUAUCAAUAAACAACAUGGUCAAUAUGCUUUUCAAUAGUCGCCAUUCUGACAUAUUUUGGUGGACUAUACGAAUAGCCAGUGAAAAGGGGAGUUACUCCAAGUCCGCUUCACGCUGAACCAAUCAUGUGCUGAAUUAGAACCAAGUAACAAACAGUUGAAUAGUAACAGGCUGCAGUUACACGCAACCAUAGCACUUUAACAUGUGAACUGACAGCACUGUCGGUGAGAGAAAAAGAAAAUGAGUGCUAACAGUAGGCAGAAACGCAAAUGAAGGCUCAACAGAUGAUGACAUCGUAGACAACACUGGCCCAAAACAUCAGUGGUGUGGAGGUAUUUUGUUUUUUUGAGGUCCGACAUUAAGCACAGUCAUGUGCACUGCAAAUUAUGUCGAGUAUAUGUUCUCGCAAAGUCAGGGAAUACCUUAAAUUUUUUUCACCACCUGAAGCAGUGCCACGCGGCAGAGCAUGCACAAUGAAAACGGUUACAAACCUGGAGCGAAGCAAGGAGCCCAUGGUGCCUGUGCAGCUGAAACAGCCGACCAUUCAGUCCGCUUUCUCUAGCCCAGAGUCACAAAGACCUCACAGAUGCAGUAGCUUAUUGAAUUGCAAAAGACAUGCUACCAAUAAGUUAAAUUUCAUUUUUUUAUAUCGUGAUGUCGAUAUUGACUGACAUGAAAAAAUAUAUUGUCAUAAAUUUUUUCCCAUAUUGUCCAGCCCUACUUUAGAUGUUUGAUAAAGUAUUUCAUUUCUACUGUGAGCAACACCUCAACCGUCAUUUUCUACAAACCAAAACAACAAAGGUGGAGAACACAGGAAAGAGCUUGAUGAAGAGAUAACAAAUCUCCAUCUCCCCAACCUCCACUCUUAUCCCCUCCCUCUAUUUGAGCUUGUUUGAUGAGGUCGCGCGCUGUGAUCAGAAAAUGAUAUCUUCCUGCAAGCUUCUCAUAUCAGCUUCAUCAGAGAGGAGGUUAGGAAAACACUAAUAGACGUAUCCCUUUUUCCCUGGGGAAUUCUGCACACGUUUGCUUGCAAAUUAAAGUUGGCACAGAGGUUUGUUUCAUUUGAUUAUUUAAUCCCUCCCAAACGCGGGUUUAUGAGUCGAGCAGAAACAGGAGAUUGAGAUUUCUAUUCUUCCUCGCUGACUUCAUUAGUUAGAUUUUGUCUGUUUUGACCUCGGCUGACGAUUCGCAGUCAUACAACAUUGAGAGACACAGAGGGGAGGUUGAGUGGAUUGCAGAUACAGAUGAGGGUUUUUGUUAGAUGUAAAUGUGCUUGUUUAUGCAAGUGCUACUUUGCAUAGAUGGACAGAUUUAUGAGUGUGUGAUGUGUUGUAUUGAUUUAUUGAGAUGUUUUUUCUUUCUUUUCUGGACCACAGCCAUUAGAGCACUUGCCUAAGCAUCCAUUCAACAUGUUAAUAGACCAACAGCAAAACAAAAUACGUCUGUAAAAGCCAUCUCCCACACCAGGUGCUGUAAGUUUGAAAUGUGACGACAAUAGAUAGGGAAAAGAAGGUCAAAUGUGUCUUUUUAUUUAGUGUGGCUCUCCUUAUGUGCAGUCAGAAGGAUUGUGCUGUGUGGAGCAGCUUCUCGUAACUCCACCGUCUUGCUCCUCAGGCUCAGUCCCGCCAUAACUCUCCUCAUUACAGCCUUAAUGGGCCAAUCAACACAGCACCAGGCCAAAGGCACACUUCGUUUUUCCUCACAGCUUAACACAGUCGCAGAGCACCUUCCUCCUCUGCUGCGUAAACCUCUCCUCUUUGCUCUCUUGCUGCAUUGUUGUGAUAGUCUGAUUAUUCAUCAUCCUGUCGUUCACUUGUUCCUCGAUUGGCUUCUGUAUGUUUAUAGUCGGGAGUCAUUAAACUGUCUGUGCAUGACGGCACUACUUAUACAUAUUUUAUAUUCUUGGCUGCUUGUUUAUGAACAGCACAUCGAUACAGGGUGGGUCAUUAUGUGCCAGUUAUUAUCUGUUGUAUGUUACUAUGUCUGCAGUACAUCUGCAUAAAAAGUGUGUUCGACAAAGCUGGGAAUGUCUUUUAUAUUUAUGCUUACGAAGUUGUAGCUUGACCUACUAUAAGCAUUCUGUUGAUCAAUUUCCAUACCUGACUUGGCUGGUGAGAAACACAUAGCAUUGUACUUAAGGGUGUCCCGAUAUGAUAUUGAUAUCGGAUAUCAGUCUGAUAUCAAAAAAAAAAAAGGAAUAUCGGAUUAUAUCAGCUUGCAUCUAAAAUCUCAGAUAUCAGCACCCCGAUACAAGCAGCCCAUUUCAGACUCCGCUUCGGCACCUCUAUCUAGCAGCAAGCUGAGCCAACAAAAUCACAACAACAGUGUGUACUAAGGUACAAACCAUAGACUGUUUAUACUAUGGACAACUUGGUUCUGCCUUCUGCCAGUAUGCAGAUUUUAAGCCGAAAAGCUCUCGGUAAUUCCGUGUUUUUUCUCCAUUUCCUGACACCAACAUUGCGCAGUAGCAUUGUACGCAUUUGUUGGGAGAGUCGCUGAGAGUCGCUGUGAUGACGCUCAUCUCAAACAGCGUAUCCCCUGGAUGAGCAACGUGAUCUUCGUACGCCCAUAGGCUGUAUUGUCAAUCAUAGUAAACAUGAACCCCCUUAUAACUUUUAAAAAUGGAGCUGUACAGAAAAAAGAGGACUUGAGCACAAACCAGUCUUACAGUAACUACAAGUUUGUCCACAGCUCCAUAAGCUUUACUGGCGGAGGCGGGAUUUAUGACCUAUACUGCAGCCUGUCACCAGAGGGUGCUGUUCUCGGAGUGGCUUCACCCAGCGGGGAGGCAGACGGUGUCCAUUCUAUAUACAGUCUAUGGUACUAACAAAGUAGCAAGGAGUAAGAGCAAUGUUUGCCUUGUGGUAGUAUUUUUUGUUUCAGUCCGAAAAAGACAUUGCAGCUGAGUUGAAAACUUGUCAUGCACAAUUUUGUGCCAAUAUCGGAGCAAUAUCGGUAUCGAGCAAUAUUGAAGGCUACAAUAUCAGUAUCGUAUAGGAAGUCAAAAAGUUGUAUUGGGACACCCCUAAUUGCACUACUUAGUAUCAAUCCGGAAGAUGAUCUUUUUAAACAGACUUAUUUUUGCAAAUAUAAAAAAGUGCUCCUAUAGGCAGGUGCUGCGGCGUCCAAUCACUAGGGCACUCUUUUCUCCGGUGAAGGGAUUCAAACAGAUGAAGGUCCCUGAAAGUGAAGCGUGAACACAUUACUGUGAGUACAGACCAUUCAGUGAACAAGCGUUAGAAGCUUGAUAUGAGACAAAUGGCUUGUUAAUACAAAGGAUUUUUGCAGACCAUCAACAACUGGUUCUCAUUGUCUGUGUGUGUUCAGGGGUGUCGGUGUGUCCUUGUCUCCCUUUAUUUUGGGACAAAGGGGUAGUGCUAAAUGUGUGCGGAAGGUGGGGUGAAGCAGAUCAAUACUGGUGAUGAGAGCCGGGCCAACAAACACAUCAUUUUAAUCAUCUUGGACCUGAGCAGGGUGCCAAGUCGCAGCCCUGCCUGACUGGGGGUGAAUGUGUGUAAAUAUGCAUAUGUCAGCACAUGUGUUUAUCUAUACAUUAUUCAGUGAAACUUCAGCUCAACAAUGGACCCCCUCUAAUGCAUUGCUCAUACAAAAAGGCAAUAUGCAGCAUUUCUUGUUGAAAUCUGGAACCUUUGGGCACAGCUGUAAAUAGGCCCUGUGUAUGGCAGCGCGUUUGAAUCCCCACCAGGUAAAGUGUAAUCUGUCUGCAGGCUGGUGCCAACAAAAGAAGGGUAAAAGGUUAUGAAUGCCAUUAAAGCUACUUUUUGGAUUAAAAUUCAGUGCUAGUACUGAGAAUGUGUUCCAAAGUCCAAUCUGCAGGAAAAACGGAUAACCAAAGCCAAGUCACUGAUGAUGUUUUUUUUUUUUUUCAUAAAUCCUGCGCUGGAACUGCAUCAAUCCACGGCUGUCUACAGUUUGAAACACAGACAAACAACUUCAAAAUCUAAGCCAUCAAAUUCAAGAGUGGCACUCUGAAACUAUUAAAAUUAACACAGUUAAACACACUUAACUCAUUAAUUUGACCAGAUAUACAUGACACAUAUUUGUUAAACUUAGACACACACUUAAACUUUAUGAAUAUGUUGAAAAAAAACAGAAAAAAAAACAAACAAGUGAAAAAAAAGGGUAUCAUAAAUUUUUAAAAGCCUGCCUACCACACAUUUUACAAUCUAACUCCAUUUAUGCACUCUUACCUUAUGCUCAAUGUGUCCCUCUGCUUCACUAAAACACACACACACACACACACACACACACACACACACACACACACACACACACACACACACACACACACACACACACAAUCUUCCUGCUUCUCUGCUUGGCAGCACUACACAGCAUUUCCUGGCUGUAUACGCGUUGCAGCAACUUCUUCAUUGUGUAUUUGUCUGAUCUCCUAAUCAUGCUGAUGCAUUAUAACUUACAUAUUCUGCUGUAGAAGAAGGGAGGGUGUGCCAAGUAGAAACAAAAACAAGCACAAAUAUGGCAAGCAGCACUGUCGUCCUUUUUUAAUCUAGAUAAUCUUGUUUUUAUGAUCAAGGAAAGCAAAAUUGUAACUGAAAUUAAAAUUUGAUUCAUCGCCCGGGGUUGUUUUCCAAAAUUCAAGAAUUAACUCUGAGGCAACUGUGUCAAAAUUUAGGUCUGAACAAUUUUCCAGUGCAGUCUGAUGUUAACGUGUUAUAGAGAUAUUUUGCUAUGUUUCCUUUUGUUUUUGUUGUUUUCUCCAGGAUCCCUGCAGGGAGAAUACCAGAGGAAGCUCUACAAGGAGCUAAUGGCUAACUACAACCGACUGGAGAGACCCGUGGUCAACGACUCUGCCCCGAUCCUGGUGGAGCUGGGUCUCACGCUGCUGCAGAUCAUAGAUGUGGUAAGACAGUUGGUGUUCACUUGUGUGCAUGAAAUACGAUGUGUAAGAUAGGAAUUGUGGGGAGAAGUGGAACUGUGUUUUAAGCUGGAAAUACAAUGUGUUGUUAAAAUGGAAACUACUGAUGGAAAGAUGCCUGGAUCCUUGCAGUAUUUCGUGCCACAUUGAGAGACUCUUUGCAAUUAUAAAGUACCUUAGUCCCAGAUCACAACCGUCACAUUUCCCCCUGAACACUUCUUGGGUUGGGGUCAGAAUCAAAAUUGUGCAUUACCUUGAUUCAGAAACGCAUCAAAUCACCAAGUUUAAACACUUCAGUAUCUGUUGUUUCCCCCUCAUAACAGUGCAACAGAAAUAGAGAUAUUAUUAGUGGAAAAACACUGAUUGCUGUGACUUUGACUUUCUGUUGGCAUCACACUGUCGUUGUUUGUCUUAGUCAUUAGAUUAUUGCGUGUUAGUAUUGGAACAACUCUAAAAAAGUUUCCACCAGCACAUUUACAUUCACAGCUUAGUUGAGCUACGGCCGUAGCUGAUAAGGCGAUUUGAACGGAGUCCUUGGGACUGUCCUUGUCCCGGUUUACAUGUACGAGGCAAAAAAUCAAAUUAUUGACAGAAGUGUGUCCGCCUCUGUCACGAUAAGUGUUGACAUGCCCCCUUUCAUCUUGUCACUAUAGGUCACCUCCCUGAUCGAUGUAUUAUAUAUCAAAGUAGUUGGCAAAAUGCAUUAGCAGGAAGCAGGAUGUGUGUAAAACAAUAAAAACGCUGUCACUUUUACAGCUCUCUACCGUUUAUUUGUAUGAUAGGAAAGUUUUGUCCUUUUUUUGCACCUGUGGAGGUUUUAUUUGGUGUUUGCUUCCAAGCAAAGGAUCCUUGCUAUUCAACUUCCCACUUCCUGCUCAUGCAAUCACUGGCAAUAAAGAGCAUUUUGGCCAAUUUCAGACUCAUUCAGCUGUACAUAUAUAUAUAAAUUGACCCCCAACCACAUUAUCCAAGCAUGUUUGACUAUGAAAAGUUCAACUUAGUGUGAUUCCAGGUGGACUAAUGAGUCAACAUGUUUUUAAAAGUGAAGUUUCAGCCUGACUAUAAGGCAGUAAAUCCAUUUUAAUGAACAACAUGUAAACAUGCAGAAUGUUUCAUAAGAAAAAAACAAGAGUCAAGAAUCAGUAGAAGGAAAUAUGCAUAACGAAAGGAAACCCCAGUGUUCUUCUCUAUGCAAAUAACAAAUAACGUGUUAAAGGAUGCUUACAUCCUUAAGUUUCUUGCAUUACUCCCCCCAUCACUAGAAUUUUUUCCUAUUUUUGUUUGCAUCUGUCAAACAUUUCUGUGAUUUUGAAACAGCUUCACAUGUUGGUAGUAAAGUCACACUUCUGCAGGUUGACAUGAGUUAGAGACAGAUCCUCUGAACUAGCACUUAUUAGUUGACAUGAUUCACACCCCGACACACAAAAGCAAUAAACAAAAACAGUAUUCCAUCUUUCAUUUGUUGUUUUUCUACUUUGCUAUCUUCCAGCCGAGUUUUUACCUCAGCUGACUCACAGUAUGUUUUAAAUCUCCUUGUCAGUGUUCCUUUGUUUUCUAUCUUUAUUCAUCAAGGGGAAGCCGGUAGUGUGCAUUUGUUGUUUUUAUGCUCCACUGAGAGAGAGUGGGAUGGAACCUGGCUUGUGUUUUCCUGCAACAAAACAUCAUCCAGCAAUGCACUGAGGUGGCCGAUCAAAUAUAUGAGAGCACAUAUCUCUGUAAGAUUCCUUGUGGUUCACCUUGAAACCCCUGUGACGGAGGAUAAAGUAGCUGCCACCAUCAUAUCUUUUGAUCCAUAAAAUCAAAAUUAAGAUAAAUAUGUCGGUACAAAGGGACUUUCGGCCUCCCUGUUUAACUGCAGAUCUGAUUUCUGUCUGAAUGCCCGCUGAAUGUCUCUCUUCUCCGGGGAGGUGUAAACAUUUCUUAUUUACUUUCGCUUCCCACAUAUCCUCAUCUUGUUUAGACAGCAGAUAAGAGCUGACAAACUCUCCCCAAGGGCGACUGUCCUGAAAGUGUUUUGUACCUACACUUAUUCUGACACCCCUGACAAAUUCACAAUUUAUGAAAAUUACCAUCCCAUUUUCUCUGCCCUCCAGACGCUGACCUGGAAAUCUCUUCAGGUCUUGAAUAAAAAAUUCAGUUCAGAUAAAUCUCACAUGAAUCCAUAACUUAUUAACCACCUAAAACCUCCAAGAUGCUUUGCAAACCAGACGUAGGUUUUUACAGAAAAAAUGAGGUGUUUGCCAGCCAGACAUCUGCUCUUAUACACCGGAACAGACGAGUAAACCGGUUCAUUUUUCGUAAUUGAGUGUUUUCUUCCCACAGGGCCUUGUGCUUUUCACAGAAGGGGAAGUGAAGGGUUGUUUGUCCUCAUUUUUCCUUAUCUUUCUGGUAUUUUUUGUUGUCUCAUCAGUGUCAGAGGAGGAGAUGAUGUUUGAUUAACUCUGAUUUAAUAGAGCUCCUGCCACAGCGAUGUUAAAUGCACCAGUAACCUAAUUAACAGCUUUUCAAUCAGGGGGGAUGUAGUCCUGACUGUCCCUGUGACCGUGAGCAUGGCACUGACACCUUUAUAGGAUUUAGCUAUCAGUUCAAAUGCUUCUGAAGAGUUGGACAAUAGACAGCAAACCUCACUGUCUAUAGAGAACUGUAAUAUGAAAUCCAAUACGCCAAUAUUUUCAGACUCAUUUUGGCCAAUAAUUGAGAUUAUCGGCCAAGAUGAUAUCGAAACACCAAGACCACCAACUUUUUACUCCUAUUAUAACAGUCUGUUUGUUUUAGAAACAGACCUAAAACAAGACAGACAACAUUUGAUUCUAUUUUAAAUGUAUUUCUUUUUGAAUAUAGACAUGUCUGCUGUCUCUUUACGACACUUCAAAAUGCUUCCAUACAGUUCGGUACAUGAAUACAUGAUGAUUAUCGGCAAAAAUUUCCACUCAUACCCCCUCGUUAGUUAUUAUUUCACUAUACUGAUACUUUCUGAUGAUAUUGUGCAUCCUUUAUCUAAACACAGACUUCAGCCUUUCUUUCAUUGUUGCUAUUCAUGAAGAAAGCUCGGAAAAGUAGUUUGCACAUCACCAAAAAAAGUCCUCUCACUCUGGGCCGUUAUGAAUCGGAUCAAUAGGUAAAAAAAUAAAUAAAUAAAUAAACAUGUAUUAAUAUUCAACAGUUAGAAAGAUGACCUUUUGGCUGGAGGAUGAUUGAAAACCAAAUUUUAUCCCAAGCACAGAAUAUUAAAGAGGUAAACUCUGUGUUGGUGUCUAUACUGAGUUUUUGCUGACUCUGCUCAAAAUGCUGCAGGUGUUAUAAUGUUCUUACCUUGAAUGAAUCAAUAAAUUUAAUAUAAAUGAAAAUCGUAUCCUAUCUUCAUCACUUUAACAAACUGCAAAAAACAAAGCCAACACACACCAACACCAAAAGUGACACACACAAACAGACACACACUUUGGCACAAACCCCUGGAGUGUUUGAAAUCCCUGAAGAGACGACGAUUACUUACAGAUGUGGCUUUUGCUCAAUCAUCUGGGUCAUCUGCGUUCUGAAAAGACUUUAAAAAAGGGUCUGCCAUAUGUGCAAGUGUUUUCAAAAUCAGCAAAAGAACAAAAAAGAGAGAGAGAGAGAGAGACAGAGAGAGAGAGUUACAGAUGAACAGAUUAAAAGACUCAGAAAGCUCCACUCUUUUUUCCUUUAUCAAAGAAUCUGUGCAGCAGUCCUGUUUUUGAUAUUUACUGUGCGCUUGGAACUUAAUUUUACAGAAAUGCUAAUUUUCCCUAAAGCCAAAAAGAUAAGAGAGCUGUUUUCCAAAUGCUCUUUGCUCAACUUUUUUUUUAUAAUAUAUUUCACAUUUUGUUAAAGACUUAGCCUUCAUCCUGGUUGUUUCUGCAUAAUUUCCACCUUUUAGUUUUUGAUGCCAGCACAGCAUUUUACAGCUGCUUAAAUCCACCAGGUCAGAUUGUUUUUCAGAAAAGUUUUUUAAGGGUAUGGAAAUUGUAAAACUGUUUAACUAAAGUGCACUUAAUAUAUGCAAAUGUCCCACUGAUGUGCUGGUGUCAAUGGCCUCUCUGCUUUAUUAAGUAUUGAUUGAUGUGGUUGUCCUCUCAUUAUAGAAAUCGCUUCUCUUCUCCUCUUUUCUCUCUCUCAGGAUGAGAAGAACCAAGUGCUAAUGACCAACGCUUGGCUGCAGCUGGUGAGUAAAACUCUUGAGAAGGGUGCGUUAUCGAUUGAAUCACUUAAGUUGAGCAGAGAGUGAGAACUAAAGGAAGAAAAAGUGUACUGAGCACAUUUGGGUGUUAAUGACCCAAAUGACGACAGCUGAAAAAACUCACAGCUAGAUUCAGAACUUUAAACCAAAGCUAAACUACUAAACAGGUUGCUUGUUGCUCACUUGGUGAUACAGCAGGAAUUCCAACUUGAAUCAAUAAGUAGGGAACUUUUUUUAAGGGUCAGAGAGGAGGAAAUUUAUGAUUCAAUAGAUUUUACAUUUUAAGUUGUUUCUGCCUGGAUUCAAUUAAGGUUCGACCUGUUUAUUCAAUCUACAACAGCCACUUUAAAUAACAUGAAGGUAUUUUACUGACUUCAGUUAGAUUGGUUUAAGCAAACGACUGGACAUUGCAGAUUUUGCAGAUUCAUUUGAAUUCUAAAGCAAAAACCCUUUCUUGUUUUUGUCUCAGUACUGGACAGAUAUCUACCUGAGCUGGAAUACAGAGACUUUCCCUGGUGUUCAGAACCUGAGGUUUCCUUCAGACCAGAUCUGGACUCCUGACAUCCUCCUUUACAACAGGUCAGCUCUGCUUUCUUCCUUGAAUCUGAGGCUUCUUUCUCAUAUAUGAGGCCUCACUCCAACUCUUCACUGUAGAGAGUGCUUCACUGAUCACUGAUUGGUUAAUAUCACCUAGGCAGUUAAUAUAUCCAAAUCCAAAAAGCAACUCACACCCAAAGACUGACCCCCUGAGGUGGAUAACAUCAACAGCCCCUGAUCCUCCUCCUUCUUAUGUGCUCUUCAUGCUGCUUAUAAAUGGUACAGCAUCACCAUGUUAUUUUUAGAUAAUAAUGAAGCUUCAGAUCAUUGUGGAGUCAGUAACACUUUACCAUUAACAAGCAAUAAAAUUAUGAUUAAUUAUAUUCAUUAAUUAUUAUUGGACUAUUUAUUACAGGUUUAUAUAGGGUUUAAAUAUUGGUUGUGAAACAUCUAGAUUGAAAUGUGUGUCAGUAGCACUUUGUAAAUGGUUAAUAUGUUAAUGUUUUUUUAAACCACCUAUAAACAUUACUUAGAUGGUUAUUGUAAAGUUGCAACUGAUGUUUGUAAUACUUUGUAAGUUAUUAAUAAGUGGUUUAUAAACCAUCUAUAAACAUUACUUAGAUGUUAUUGUAAAGUUAGGGUUAGGUUUUUAAAAUUGUAAAAUUUACAAUUUAUUCAUGGUCUAUAUGCUAUUUAUAAAUGAUGAUUAAACAUUGAUAAACUAUCUGCUUACCAUUUAUAAAUGGUCUAUUUACCAUUUAUAAGUUAUGGUUAUUGUAAAGUGUUUCCAUGGAGUUUAUAAAAAGGAAAUGCUUUUCAGCUUCAGGUUCCUGGAUUAACUCUAAAAACCUCUCCUGGACUGUCAAAACCUCAGCAAAGUGGUUAAAACACAACAGCAAAUUUCCUUUCUAAGGAGGUUAAGAGAAGCUAACCUUUUCUGAAGGCUGCUUGUCAACAGGGUGCACCACAGAGACUACCCGAACAAAUAACAUGACCACUGUGUACAGCUGCAGCAGCCAAGCUGACAGAAAAGCCCUGCAGCGUGUCGUAAAUUCAGCACAUUGUGGCACUGAGUCACCAACGCUUAGAUAUCUCCACAGAAGUGAGGAGCAGGAACAUAUUUACAUAUGACAUUACAUAUCAUGGUCACCAUCUGUUUAGGCUGUCUCAUAAGGGAAGUGCUUCAUUUCAGACAUUCAAGUAGACUUAAAAACAGCUUCUCUCCGAAAAGCUGUGGCAAAAAUAAACUCAUGCGUCAUGGUCUGAAUUCCGAUGUUUUGCCAUUUUUGGAUGUGUGGAAUAUUUACUUACAUUUUACCACAGAUUAUGUAAAGUAUCUUUACUCUGACCACCUUGUCGUUGAGCACUCAAACACACAAUCACGUCAUAUCCACCACCUCGAAACGGUCCUGCGCUUUGCCUCUAAUGCUCUCUGCCUCCCAGAUGAAGAAAGUGUUUACAGAGGGGCUGAAGCACUCAAGGUCAUGACCUUUGUGAUUUCUGUUUACAUAAUGUCCCCCUCUUUUAGUUUGAUACACUUACAUUUUUUCCCUGCUGUCAAACAUAAGUACAUUAACUUUGUAAUCCAUUAUUGUGGAGUCCUCUCUCUGAAGGACGGCGUGUUUUCCCUGUUUUUUCUUUUUUUUUUAAGUUGUUUUCGGGUGAGUGUGAUUGAAAAAUCGGUUUAAUCCCUCUGGUUCAGCGCUAUUUUAAUAGAUUUUGUUUUUAAUCUCUACAAACCCAUGACAGUGUCAGGGUUGCUUUAAGCCAAUGUUAUAACAAGACAUGACAUUUUAAACACUUAGUAACUCUGCCAACAUCGAUUACUGUAGUUUAUUUUGACUGUAAAAAUCUCAUAGACCUCUAUCAGCAUUAAAAAUAUAUAUAUAUGUUUUUUCUUUUUAUACCAUUAUUUGGAUACAAAUUCAUUGAAAUAGAUUUAACAUGUAGGAGGGGGCUUUACCACAUCUAUUACCCAGUAUUGUCAGGGUCUUGACUGUCUCAAUUCAAACCCUCAUUUAUCUAAAGCAACAGAUCAAUAGGCGACUGAACCGUUUGUGGUUUAAUUCAGACCAGAGUGUUAACAACACUGUGUCUUUAUAGUGAGAUGUCAGGGCUUGGGUCAUGAUUAAAGUUAAUAAGGUUGAGCCAGCUCAUUGCGUGUCUUGAUUCAGGUCAGGCUGCUGGUGUUUGCUUAUACACUUUUCUUCACACUUAUCUGUGAGGAUUUCUCGAGUCAUUUAGAAAUGUAGGCCAUUUUUUUUUUCCUCCAGAAAACUAAUUGCAUUGCGUUUGCAUGCUUGGGUUACAGACGGAUGAUCUGGUCUUAGACUGCAGGGAAAGAAGGACAAAAAGAUGGAUAGAUUUAAUCACAAAGAGGAUAACAAUGGCACCGUUAAAAUGUGUUGGGCAGUGUUGUAAAUCAGAAAAGUCAAACACAUAAUCAGGGUGAGAGAGACAGACAGCCUAUCUUCAGUGAUGCUGUUGAGUGUAAAGACACUUUGAACCUCUUUCCAUUUGCUUCUCCCCAAUAUUAAUCUUACAAACACACAUUUAAACACACAUCUACGUAAGAGAGAACACAAGGACUAAACAAAGGUUGGGGGUAUUAACCCAAAUUUUAAAAGCUCAGCUUUUAGACCUGCCAGGAUUACCCAUCCUAAUCUCUCUGCUCGUGCCCCUCUAUUUCUCGUCUCUGCCGUCUACCCUCUGCCUCCUCUCUUCUACUUCUCACUCUCUUUCUCCAUGAUCAUCCCGCCUUUCCAUCUAUCCUCUCAUUUCAUUCUAUUUGUGUCUCCCUCCGUCACUCUUUCAUAACUCACUGUCUCACCAUAAUUCACUCGAUUCAAUCAACCCUUUCCCUCCAUAUUUUAUUGUUUCCAGCCUUCACCAACUCCUCUUUAUAAAUCAUCCCAUCUACCUUUCUCUGUCUGUCAUGGUGUCAGCAUGUUACGCUGCUGCUCCUCUUACAGUCUACCUGUAAGUGUAUUCUCCUGUAAGAUCUUGACUAUCAUAGACACAUAAGUCCUGUUUCAAAAGUUUUUAGAAAUGAAGACUUUUUGUCUGAUGUUCACAGUGCUCUCUAAUAUCCAAGUCAGAGGGUCCUCUGGAACAACGUUUAAUCCUGAAUCAAACCUUAACAUUAUGUACAUGAUGUACAGGGAUACAUUGCAAUUUUUUUUAGAUGUAUCACAUAUUAAUCCUGUACAUGGUGAAACACUGUGCUAGUCUGCUCAAAGAGGGGUCUAUAGAUAUGACAAUGGAGAGGCGGGUGAUGAAAAGAUUUUGAGCUAUCAGCUGCUUUUGUUCAUGCUCAUCAAUCAACAGAUUCACAUAAAGAGUGCAGAGGUCUUAUGGCCUUGUGAAGAUCCUUUUAUGGGGUGACAACAGAGGAUACAGGGAAUUUGUCACCAUACACCAUCUUUACUAGAGUCACAUGGGAACCUCUGACCUGACUAAACAAAGAUUAUUAGGACUCUUCUUGAGAUCAUAAAUAUUGUUGACAUUUGAAGACAUCAGCAGUUUAAACGCACUCACCAGCUCUGCGACCGUUGCCUGGAUUGCAGGACGGGAUCUUGUGUCACUUUUCCUUGUCAGAGGUGGCAAUAGCCCUUUAGUCUGCUCUUACAUCUGUGCCUGAUAGCUGUCAUUAAUUCUUGAAAAGAAGCUUAGCCUGACAUAAAAAAAAACUAACAUUUUUUGCCACAAUGAAUGCUGGCAGAAACUAAUGUUUUUGCCACGGUGUCAACAGGCAGUGUUGAACUGUGUCCAUUGAUUUGAUUUGAGUUGUGUGAUCAGAUUGUCCAAGGCGAGAAUCAAUACUACUGUCAUGGGUUUUAACCAAUUAGAGUCUACGAAAUAACUGGCUUCAUCAUUAACUGGCUCCAGAUCCUCUGGCAGAGUUCAUCAGCCAAAGAAACAGCCUCGAGCGUGUCACUCGAGGCUCUGCCAGAGGUGACUGUUACAUUCCUCUGCGCAGGAGCACUUUCAGUAAGUCAGCCUGGUCAGUAAGGAGUGUAAGUGCGUGGAACUCAGUACCUGAGGAGGUUAAACUGCUUCCAACGUACAAGGCAUUCACAAAAACAUUGGAAAUGUGGCUUAUCAACACCUACAGCUGCCAACACUAAAAGAUUCGCCUGUUGUGAUGUUUUGAUAUUAUGAUAAAUUGUUAUGUUGUGAUGUAUUUUUUCUUAAUUGUAUAGUGAGUGUUUGAAUAUGUAUUUUGUAUUAUAGUGUACAUGUAUUGUGUUGUUUUUUCUUUUCUUUUCUUCUUUUUUAAAUUGUAAUUUUACUGCCUUUUUUACAUCAUGACCAGGGGACUACAGAUGAAAACUAGCCUAAUGGCUAAUUCUGGCUUUUUUUAACCAUGUGUAAUCAUGUGUUUUAUGAAAUUGCGCUGUCCCCUUUUGAAUAAACUAAUCUAAUGUAAUCUAAAGAAUCAUGCAAAGCAGGUCAAAUAUUUAAUGUACCUAUCAUUAAAAACAGCCGCAGAUGUCUUCAGCAAGGAAAUGAAAAGAAAAAGUGCAGACAUUGCCACUUUUGUUCCUCAUGCUCCAUGAAGUUGGAUGUGAUAAUCAGUUAAGUGUGGCUAAAGGGAAACAUGUAGCUUACAGCUGACUCCCAGGCUCAGCUGUAACACCCCCCUGAGGAGAGCUUAAAGUUCACAGUUUUGAAGCAUGUACAUAGAUCACUGCUGGAAAUUCACACGUGCACACUGAAACAAUUAGCAUACACACCUCUGAGUGCUCCUUUCACUGAUCCACAGCUAAUAUCUGUGCUCACACAUGCCAAAACACACAAAGAUAUCAGUUUACAGGCAACAUACUCCUCACCAGCCGUGUUUACAUUGAAAAUCCUCUUCUCCUUAUCCACACACAUACUCCGUCACACAAUUACAGCCCAUAAUGGCACCGCACACGUCAUUACACAGUGGGCUAUUAGUGCGCAACCAAUAGCACUUCAGUCUUACUGUGUUGAAUAGAUGCAUUCAAGCUUAUUAGCUCUGCAUUCGGAUGAGACCUCGCUAUAAAUUAAAUCAUUCUCAUCUGUUUGUUUAAUGAUGUUUAGAAGUGCCGUGGUCAGAUGCCAACACAGAGAAAAGAGACUUAGAUAUCGGCUGUAAUGACUCACUCAGCUUUUAGUGUCCGAGCAUGAACUGUUUUCUAAUUCUCUUAUACUGCUUUUCAUAUUUUCAGAUCUUGCCGACUCACUCUGUGUCAUAAAUACGCUCUGUAUAUAAUAAGUCUAUACUUAGAGUCAUGGAUUUACUAUCCAGCCCAUAUGCAUGUUUUCUGCCUGGGGAAAAGUAUGUCAUCCAGCAUGUUUUUGAGGUUUUCUUCAGCCUGAUGACUCACCAGUUCAGAAUUUAAAAAACAUCUGACUUUCUGCUUAUUGACUAUAAAUAUGUAUGUAUUUAUUUUAUACAGUUCAGGGAAGUUUUGUAUUGUGAAAUUCAAAAGACGGUUAUGAUCGAAGAAAAGUGGAUGUGACCUUCAUAAAGAUAAACAGAAGUUCAUAAAACAUCUCCUCCUUCACCAGAGAAAUAAGCUGUAAUCUUUAUGGUGGCUCCAGUUUGUCUAACAGCUUACGCAAAUACUGUGUGUAUCUAUUUAGCUUUGUGCGUGUGUCUUAGAGAAGCAGAAAUGUCUUGUGUGUGUUUGUUUGUGUCUGUAUAAAGAAUAUCCAGAUUUUAAACAGCCCUGUAAGCUGCUGACCUCCUCUUGUUAGAGGGAAAAGUCAAUGGUCUCACUUGACUGAGGAUCGAUGAGGCAGAUGAAGGACAUCCAACUCAAGUGAAACCACAGGCAGAAUCCUAAUUCUGAGAAGAAGGUAGAGGAAAUUCACAGACAGAGCACUGUGACAGGCCAUAAAGAGGAAAGGGGAAUCAAUCAAUUGAAUGGGUGCUUGAGGAGAAUUUGUUUUAAGAGCUUGAUUGCUGGUUGAAAAAUGGACAGACCAGAUUUGAUGACCUUUCUGUGAUUUUACAUUUUUUUCUGUUUGCAGUGUUUUCAUAAGUGGAGAAAGGCAUGUUUCAGUUAUCAGUGACAGACGUUUAGUUGUGGCUUGGUUGCCUUGUUAAAAGGCAACUUGAUAGCACCUAGAUAGGCAACAGCACCUCUCUCGUUAACGGACCAAUGUCCAUAUUUCAACAAGUGACACUUCAAGUCACAAACCAAGAGCUAGUGCAACAUAGUGGUUCAAAACAUACACUUUUCAGCCAUAAUAUUAUAGAAACUUGGGUAAUCUAAUACAAUCAAUACAAAUUCUACAUUCAGGCAGCCUCUGGACUCUGCUUUUGAUGAGGGUUCCAUGUAUUUUGUCCACGUCAUUCAAGGGAUAUUCCGGCAUAAAAUUAAUUUAGGGUCAAACACACCGUAACACAGAAUUAGACACCCCCUUGAGAGAUGAAUGUUGCUAACUGCUUGCUUCUCUAGUUUGACCAACUUUAAUAAAGACUGCAGGAUAGCAAUACACAGCAGUCUGAGGAGCCAUAAACAAACCUCAACCUCUAACUCGGUGUUACGGUGUGUUUGACCCUAAAUUAAUUAUACGCCGGAAUAUCCCUUUAACAAACAUAAAGGGGAGCAAAACAUAAAAAACACCUUUCAAUAUAAUGCACCUCACUGCACUACUAACACACAAUUUUAAUAACUAAUUUAAAGAGCAGACAUUUCCAUGUCAACAUAAACUGAUUUAUAUAGUAAAAGUAGAAUUUAUAGUAGAGCCAUUGUAUUGGGUCACCUAGGUGUUCAUAAAACCAUGGCUGGUCGGUGAAGUCUGUAAUGACCAGUGUGAGGAGGGAGUGAUGGUAAAAAUACUGUGAUAUAUCCAGCAGAUGAUUGAUUUAAAUUUUAUCCCAGUAUAUAAUUUUACUAACAAAAAUGAUCCCAUGCCCUCUGCUCCUGUGGAAACGGGGAAGACUUUCUCUCCUCAAACACGUGUGCAGUAUGUGGAUGCAGCCCGACUUCCCCUAUAGGAUUCAACAUGCAUCUGUACACUGGAUAUGUUCUGCUCGCCUACAGCUUCACUGACCAGCAAGUUAUCCACACAGCUGCAGUCAGAAACAGUGCCUGAGGCUGUGAAGUUGGAUGUAACAUUUCAGAGCUAUACCACAAAGUACAUGGAUGGAUAGGUCUUUGAUGUAUGUGGUAACAGUAUGCUAUGAACUGGACACAUGUAUCUCUCAACAGUGGAUAGUUUAAAGCCUCAGGGUAUACUUAAGCCUCUUUUGAUACACUUUUUUGAAGCUCACUUUAUUCGUAUGAUCCUGAUUUGACAUAUUUAGAGCUUAGUGCAUCUCUCAUCAUGUGAAACAAGCUUUGAUUAAAAGCUCCUUUAUGUUAUCCUGUUACAGUCCUUUUGUGAUUUCACAAGAUGUACUACAAUGUACACAUAAAAGCAGCAUGUAAUGUUUUAUCUUGCACUGCGUGGCUCUCUGGCUGCCUCAGGAACUCUCCUCACUUUUUAGCGACUUUCUAGUUGCCAUGUAAGUGUGGGUGUCAGGAAGGGAGUGUUCCUGUGUGGAUAGCAGCAGGUGUUGAGUGAGUGUUAGGAAGCUUUGUGACUUAUGUCCCAUGGUGCAGGAACCUGUCACUGCCACCUUUGUCAAUGCUGACCAGUCCCCACCUUGCUCCCCUCACAUGUCCACAGCGAGAGACAAGAGAGGUAGAAAGUGCAACGCUGAAAGAGGACUCCUACUCAUUCUCCCAGGGCUAUCACUUGUCCAUUUGUAUGCAUAUUUCAGAAUUAUCUUCACAGUGAAAAGAAGUCUUUUUUUCCCCAAGUGGUAAAGUUUAAUUUAUUCUAUACUGCUCUGUGAAUCACGUCUCUUCUGCAGUUAUACAACAUGAAUAGUAUAUUUUCUCCAGAGCUGUCCAAGAGUCCAGGACUUAAUCUUCUGUAAAGUAUGCAAACGCUGAUUGCAGGAAAGUGCACACCUUCAGAUAAAGCAAGACCAAAUCCUUGAAUAAUUCAUCAAAUAACUCCACGAUGGCCACCCGCCCACACAGUCUUACCCAAGCACUGUGAGCCACAGCUGAUAGCGACACACACAAAGAAGAGAAAUAAAUUACAACACUUAACCCUGGAGAAAAAGGGAUAAAUCAUUCAAUGAGAGCAAAGACGGGGAUGACUGGGAUGGGUCGAUCCACAAGUCUUGUUAAAAUGCCAACCAUGUUCGUGUCAGGAAUCAGGACUUGAGGAUGUGAAAGAUGUUAUCUUGUCUUGCUUGGGAUUGCGGGGUCUGUGUUGUGAGUUUUUGCAUGUACUGGUGUGUGGCAUGUGUCUUUUCACGUAUGUAUUUUAGAGAGAGGGCUCAGUGCGUGAGUUUGCAUUUUAAGUGGGUGUCGACUGUGAAGGAGAAGGAAUUCCUGCUCCACAAUGGGCUUUGUACAGACCCCUGUGUCAAUCACAGGACUUGGUGUAUUGUGUGAAUUAAAGAGGUUUUAUAAGCGAUAAGUGAAAAUCCGUCACUCUUGAGGACAGCAGGUGUUAGAAAAUGAGAUAAAACCGUGUUUGACAUUUCCCAUCCUUUGUUGUAAUAUUUUUUUUUUUAAACAAUUCUUACCAUAUUUCUUCCAGUGUGUUGGAUGUGGUUGUAUUUUUACAAUGGUUUUUCUGUUGGAAGUGAUUCUUUACUUUGUAAUUUGCUAAUAUGAACAUGAAUUUACUGUGAAUCUUAAGACCCUUCAGCUAUUGUAUGGCUGUAUUAUGACCCUCUGAUGUAAACAACAGACACGUACAUCAGGGCCCUGCAUGCUCUGAGCCUGCUCAAAACUGAUUUUUAGUUUUAACUUUCCAGGCAGUAAGUCGGCUAACUGUUUUCCCAGUCUAAACAACAGACAGAAAAUCUGAAACCCAUUGCCUGGCUGAACAAAAUAAAGAUAAAUUGGCUAGGUAACUGUAAAUAGAGGUCCAGGAAAUCCAUUUAUGUUCUAUUUUAGGCAUCCAUUUAAAUAACAAUUUCUUUGAUAGUGGGGAAAGGAACGCCCAAAACAAAUAGAGUGUGACAGCAAUCUGAGAAAAAAAGUGCAGGUUUAAGCAGGUUAUACGCGACUAAAAACAAACUGAGAUACUCUUCCUUUGGUCUUAUAGUUCAGACUGUACUGUUGGCACUUUUUCAAGGAGUACACACUCCAAAUGACACCAGAGGGGUAACUUUUUAAUGCUUAAUUGGAGUUCAAAUGCAGUGCAAGAGCUGAAGGUCAAGAGCUUGAGGCAUUUACUUAACUACAACUAUCUGUAUCCCCAAAAGAAAUGUUUGCAAUCCCAAUGCUUUUGUGGAAUACAAAUUGUUUUUGUUUUUUUUCUUGUGCUGUUUGAGCGGACUUCUCAGGCAAGACCCAAAACAUUAAAGCAUUAUUUAUUCAGGACCUGUCCAUGGGUGCCCAUGUAUCAUUUUAACAGGCUAAAUCCUUGAAGGAGGCAUCUUUGGGGUUUUCUCAGUCAGCUGAUUUUGCAUUACAAUAGGACUGAAUAUUUAAUAUCACUGCACGCUGGAUUUCACCUUGAUUUAAAGUAUAAAUAUGCAGUUUAAGAGUUGGAGUAGUACAUCAGAUGGUCCACUGAUGUUUCUUUAAAUGAAUAAUUCCCAUGCUCAUUGUGGCUGAGAGAAAACAGUGCAUCUCAGUUCAAUACCGUAUGUGUGAAUGAGCUGACUACUUUGCCCUUUUGUCACAAUGUGAUUGUUUUUUACAGACUGUUCCCUGUAAAUGUUUUACAGUUGACUAACAACAGUAAUGCUCUGAGCUCUUAAAGUGGCUGUAGAGACCUCUGAAUUACCAAACAGCCUAUAGACGCAGCUUAAAACUAGUGGAGGAACAUAGUUGAGCUGUAAGCAGAUGUUACCCUCAGGAGUUGAUGGAUUAAAAAAAUGGAGUUAAACAGAGUGAACAUUGGCUCAGUAUUCACCAGGUGGCAGAAACAAAACCUGAAAUGAGUGAUAAAGUUGCUAUGUUAUGUGUAAAUAAUAAACUGCUUUUAUUCAGUCAGUUGUUUCAAUUAGUGACCAAAGAAAUGUUUUCAGUGCACGUUACAAUGUGAACCCUUUUUUAUUUCUUUUUUUAGUUGUUUUUGACUGAUUGUGCACAUAGUAGUUUAUUAAAGCAAAUAAGCUAGGAUUACACAAUUAUCCUCCUCUGACUCCCUUCAUUACACUUUCAGAUACAUUCCCAAAGUUGUUUUAGUCUCCCCCUGCAGUAGUAUAAACUAACAAACCCAUUUCAGAGUAACUGCCAGCUUACUCCAGCAUCAUGCUAUAAAGCAAUUUAAAAGUCAAUAAAGAGGUCUUUCUAAAGACACGGCUUAAUCUCAGAGCAAGAUAAUGAACUGUUAAAAGGUGUGUGGACACAUUAGUCUCUAUUAUUCUCUCCAUAGUGCGGACGAGCGCUUCGACGCCACCUUCCACACCAAUGUACUGGUGAAUGCAUCAGGUUACUGCCAAUACAUUCCCCCUGGUAUCCUGAAGAGCACGUGCUACAUCGAUGUGCGUUGGUUCCCUUUUGACGUGCAAAAGUGUGACUUGAAGUUUGGCUCCUGGACUCACAACGGCUGGCUGCUGGACCUCCAGAUGCUGGAUGUGGACACGUCCACCUACAUCUCCAAUGGGGAGUGGGACCUCGUGGGUGAGAGAGGAACAGUUAUUUUCUUGUAGCUGUAGUCAUCAACAUUUAUGACUUCAUAAGAAUAUUCAAUGCCAUGGCAGGAGCUAUUGUAAUCAAUUACCCUUGUUUUGUAAAUUGAGUCCUUGUGAAAAAAAAGCUCUGAAAAGCAAUUCUUUUAAAGCUCUCCAAAUUACGACACAGUAAUUACUGCUUAAUUUAGUCUGUGGAACAAAGUGAGAUACUCCAGCAGUUCAUUUAGACAAUAUUCAUGAUCUUUUCAAUUUCUUAAAGCAGACCAUUUUAGUGCCCAAAGGCUCGUGCCCACAAAGAGCAGCUGCAAUUCAAUUAUACAGAUAAGUUCAUGAUUCAACAUCAUUAUGGUGGAUAAUUUGAUUUAAGAGAAUUCCUCAGGAGGGUGUUUCCAGAAAGGAUAAGGAUAUCAAAACCUGUUCACUUUUGGAGGCUACAUUGUCUUGUUCCAAAUCAGGACUUCAAAGAUUUUGUCAUUUGGUGCUAGAAAUAGUUGUUAGAAAAACAGCAAACCAAAUCCUUAGAGUUUGAGGUGAGAUAGUUGAAUGUAAAAAGAAAAACAACUCAAAAAGUCACUCCAACUCAGAUACAAUCCUGCCUCAAAGCUGAAUCAGAUCAUUCAUCGGGACAUUUGACAUAUCUAAACAGACAAACAGAGUCAUUAAAAUUGUUGAACUUUACUCCUCCCUCUGGCACAAUUUGUUUGCAGCAGCUUAUUCAAAUAUGUUAAAACACAACCAAAGUUCAUGCAUCAGUGUGGGAGGAGUUCUAACAUGUACACUUAUCCUGGUCUGACUGAUUAAUAUAUCAGUCUGGAGAUCUCAAACGUUUAUCAUCUUGUUUGUCCACGAAUAUCUAACCCUUUAAGUGUUUGUGUGUUCUCCUCUCUUAGGUGUGCCAGCCAAGCGCAAUGAGCUGUAUUAUGAGUGUUGUAAGGAGCCAUACCCAGAUGUUACAUUUACGGUCACAAUGCGCCGCAGGACACUGUAUUAUGGCCUCAAUUUGCUCAUCCCCUGUGUGCUGAUCUCUGGCUUGGCCCUGCUGGUCUUCUUGCUGCCUGCAGACUCUGGAGAAAAGAUUUCUUUGGGUGAGGAAACCUAAAAAGAAACGCACAGCACCUCACUAUAAGUGAAUUUGAAAUGUUAAGCUGUGGAAAAAAGCUAUAUACGUUUUGCACAGGGCCUUUGGUAAGAUAAAAAAAAAUUAAAAUUGAAGUAAUAAGUUUUCAACAAACAUGAAAAGGUCCACAAGUUAGUGUUAUAGCUUUUACUGAUGCAGUCUCUACUGUACACCAACACGCAAAUACAUCAAGCACACCUAUAUUGCAGGGCAUGCACAUUUGUCUAAAAACCUGUUCAAUCGGAUAGCAACCCAUGAAUAUAUGCAUACCAAAUCACCUCAGAAAAAUUGACUUUCAAAACAAGAGGCCUGCUCCUAAACCUGUUUGGAGCAGUAUCAAUGCGAGUGGGUUUUGAUGAAUAGUUGUCAGCAAACAAGCAGUCACAUUCACCAAAAUCAGAGCGUUUGAGAGAUUUUUGCAGCUGUAACCUACCUUUGACAUGUCAGAAGAGCCUGCAGCGGAUAAAUGGUUACAGUCAUGAGAACCAAACUGAUUACAUACAAAAGUAAUUACAGAAAUGAUUUCUUAGUCCAGUGAUCCUGAUCACAUCGUUAUGUAAAUGCUCAUGUUCUCACCAUCUCUCUCUAUCUCUGUCUCAAGGCAUCACUGUGCUCCUCUCGCUAACUGUCUUCAUGCUUCUGGUAGCAGAGAUCAUGCCUGCCACGUCUGACUCUGUCCCUCUCAUCGGUGGGUUUAAUUUAUGUGUUUACAUGUAACAUGCAAGUGCAACAUGUUUAAGUGUGUGCUGGAAGCUACAGUGGCAUGUCUGCAGAGGAGAGCAACGUUGCAGAUGGAACAUUAACUCUUAAACAUUUGUAAUACACCUCUCCUGAUCUUCCUGACGCAGCAUUAGUUAAUGCAUGUGUGCCUCCUGUAAACACCAGAGGGGGAAAAAAAAUGUCUUUGGAAAACUAAAGUGACUGUACAAUCGAUCAGCAUCAGCAAACAGGCAUCGCUGACCACUCCACAGUAACAACUUAAGUGUCCCUCUGAGUCAUUCUUGCACUUUGAAUAAAUACCAAUGAUAUAAAUCAUACAUUAGUUAUUGCUCUCAGAGUUUGUGAGUUGCCUCACUGCUCUCUGUGUAUUGCAUAUGGCCUCUUUAAAAAAUAAUAAAUAAAAACCUAUGUUUGUAUACGGUUGUACUUUGGUCUGAGUAGCCCAAGGGUGCCUAUACAUCAUUCACACUUCUCCCGCUGGUGUGUGAAGUAAAUUGGGUGGCCAGAACUGAAGCUGUCAGCAACAUUAAUAGGCUAUGAAAUGAUCCUCUACUGGGCAAGAAAGUAAAGAAAGGUAAAAGAAGACAUAAUGGAUGAAGUGGGGAAGAAGCCACAGGGUAGAGGAAGAGAUGAGUAACCUUUGGGUUUGAGACCUCCCGGAGAAAUCUUCAAAGGUUUGUGAGGAGACUUGCUGUUAGCAUGUAUGAGAGAGAGAGAGUGUGUUGUGUGAAUCCCUGUAAUGUGUCAAAGUCAAAUCUACCGUACGUUUAAAGUGAACAUUAUGUCGGUGUAAGUGAUGAAGUGUUCAUGUUGAACAUGGUUACCACUACAUCAAUGUAUGAUAGCCUUGCUCACUGAGAAAAGCUUGACAAAUGCCUCACCAAAAAAAGUGAUAAUUCAGUAUUUUUUUUAUUCUCAUGACCUCAGCGCAAGGCCAUCAUAGACACACUGAGUGGGGUUGUUAAUAUGACUCAUGUCCCUCUACGAAGCAGAGGCUAAAUGUGGACAUGAGUUACUGUAUUUAAUUACAGUUCAUAAAACAGGCUGUUUUUAAUGCUUGAUUCUGAUUGGCCAAAGCCCGCUAACAAUGGUGAUUAAUUUUCGACAGCAAAAACAACUCUAGGGGCAACCUGAUUAUACAUGCCAUUGUCACACUUUACAUAAACCCACUCAUUUAUGAAGCCCUAUUAAUGCAUGUAUAACAAUUUUACAUGUGAUUACAGGCAUUCAUAAUAACCCAUAGGUUUAUUAUAAUAUAUACCAUCAAUAAUGCUUUCUAUAUGUGCUUUUAAUGCAUUAUAAGUGAUAGGUUUUUAUGUAUGCAUAUGUUUAUAAGUGUUACCCAUGUCAUGUAUUUGCAUAGUAGAGUCUGAGACGGUUCUCCUCUGCCUGUUAACAUGUGGCAAUCGUAUUUCAUUUAGUAUUUUCAAUCAAUAGGCUGAGAAACAUGAGGGAUUUGAAUGGUGGGUUUAUCUCCAAGAUUCCCAUACAGGGUUCCUUCACAGUUGGAAUUUCCAUACUUUUCCAUACCCUACUUUUUAGAACUAUUUUUGGAAAUACCUACUUUUCGAUUUCGGAAAACAGUAUUUUAGAACUGUGGUAAUAGUCUGGAAACAUAAAUAUUUUUCCAUACUUUAUUUUUCAUGUUUCAUACUUUUUAAUAUAUGGAAAUUCAUCAAAUUUAUUUCCAUACUUUUCCAUACUUGCAUAGGAACCCGCCUAUAGCUACAAAGUAACAAAAAAAGACAAGAGGAAAUGGUGAUAAGAACAAUAAUGCUGAUCAAAUUUGUGACUUUAUCUCAUCGUCUUCAAAGGUGUAGUGACUGCAGAGCUCUAAGAGAAGAGAGAGCUGAAGGAGCACAGGGUCCUGCUCCCCCUGUCCAGACUUUAAUUCACAUAACUGCCUGUUUACUAUACAUUAUAUCUUAUUUAAGUGUUUACAUUCAACCGCAGAAUUUAAUGACAAGAUAAAUCAAGCAUUAAUAUCAGUUAGCUGAGUUAGACCAGUGUUACUUGAUUCAAGAGCAUUUUGGAUUGGUUUCAGGUGUGUAAUUUUUUUAAAUUGUGUAUCGCAGUGUUUGCAGUUUUUGCUGACUUCAAAUUUCUCAUAGAAAGUAAUUAUUGCCUCAUGUUACAAAAACAUAUCUUUCAAUAUCUAGUUCUACCUCCUCUCUCCCAUUUCUUCCCCCUAAAUCUUAAAAAGCACCCGUCCUUGUUUCCAUUUAUCUUGUUUUUCAAUAACCUGACAAAUAAGGUCACAACUCUUGUUCACGUCAUAUGACAUAUUACUUUGCCGGCACUGCAGCAAGGUCGCAUAGUCCUGUCUUAGCGCGUCUUUGUUUACAGUCACAAGCAAACAAGAGAAUUGAGGGCAGACCUUCAGAUGUAUAUUUGUGUGUGUGUGUGCACAUGUUGUGGAUGAGCACAGUGCACAGUUAAUGCUCCCCUUCUUUUUACUCUUCCCUCAUAUGGGUCUUUCCAGAACCAGCACAAAUCCCCCACUUCUCUCCUUCUUUCUUGCUUUCUCUUCCUUACUGUUUUAUUUGUUUCCUCCUUUUGGUUUGUUUACUGUUAUUCUGUUUACUCCUUUUUUUUUUUACACAGAAUCUAUUUCCCUUGUUUAAAUGCAUACUUUCCUCUGGGCAAUAUAUCUUUUUUCACAGACGGCUUUGCUUUCCUUUUAUGUUUUGGUGUGAAAUCAACCUAUUUUUUUGGAGUUCAUUCAAGCUUAAUGUUUAACCUGCUAAAACAUGCCUGUUAUAUGUGACCGUCAGGAGAGGUCGGCGAAGAACUUCAAAAGUAGGUACUAAAGUGUCCCCCUGAGAGCAUGCUGAUGUUGCUCUUUUCUGUGCUUCUCUGCAGCUCAGUAUUUUGCCAGCACCAUGAUGAUUGUGGGGAUGUCUGUGGUGGUGACAGUCAUAGUCCUGCAGUUCCACCACCAUGACCCUCAGGGAGGCAAGAUGCCAAAAUGGGUGAGUGAGAGAAACACAUUUAAGGAGAUAACUCUAAGUAUCAUCAUUUUACAGUUUGGUGCAUCUCUCACAUCACUAUUAACAUUUGCACAACAGUUGGUGCAUUUCUCAGAACAAUUAGUACAAACUGCAAAACCUAGUGGAUAACCUGCAAAAGCACGUCACUUGGUCAAAAUGAAUAGAUGAUUCCUCAAAAGCAAGUAUUCGUGUCAAUAAAAGUGUCUGUGUUAUCAAAAUAAUAAGUCCUGACACCAUUUUUUAUGAACAAGACAGUCAAAUGGGUUUGUCAUGUUUUCAUUAUGACACUUUUCUCUCUCUGUGUUUUCCAAUGCAAGAAAGUCAGAUCUUGGUUACACUACCUGAAAAUGCUCAAGACAGCACUAUACACUAACUGUACAGCCAUUUGAAUACUACAGUAAAGUUACACAUUACUGUAUUUAGUGACGUAACUGAAUACAAGAUGCAUGUAUGUUUGACAUAUUUACUGCAUAUACUCUUUGCAAUUGUACAGCUUUGUGCAAAAUAAUAAAGUCACAGUCACUUAUUUAGAAUAAACAUAGGAUUCACAGUGGUUCUCCCUACAUUUGUUUGCACCUUUCGACCAGCCUCAGCCAUAAUGAGGCCGUGAUUGACAACAUGGUUCACAAGUGUAGCCCUAAUUUCAUCAGGGAUUUGUCUGUGUACUUCACCUCUUCUUCCUCUGCCCCUGUUUUGUCCCCUUCCCCUUCCUCCCCACAUUCUCACCCCUCCUCCACGACACUGGCCUUCUAUUUUGUGUCGCAGAAUUGUAGAAAUGGUACACACUAUGUCCUGCUUGGUUUAUAUAUGCUUGCCAAGUGAGGGUUCAUGGGAUUCAGCUCUGAGUGACUGUGGACAAGUGGCUUGUCAUUGCUCACAACUAAUGUGUCACACAACUCCUCAUGAGUUAAAACAAUUUUGUAUAUAAUGACUCAAGCAAUGAAAUGAGGACUAUUAGUUUCAUAGGGAAUGACUAUUCAGCAUUCAUAAGUAUAGUUCAUUUUGACUGACAUGACAGGAGCGAAUGAUAAUGUUAUAAAACAGCAGAGAAUUGUAUGAAAGAAACUGAUACAUGUCCAAGAGCAGUUACAAUUUGUUCAGAGGAAUGAGAAACUGCUAUGAUGAUGUGCACAAAUGACUCAAUGUUGUGGAGGUUGAACUGAUAGUUGUGAGAACUUUCAUUCUGAUCUAAGCGACUGAGAAAAACUACGCUUUUAGCAUUCUAGGAUUUUCGUAUAUUAAUAUUAGAUGAAUCCCACCCAUUACACAGCUGCUAAACGAGGCUACAAACAAGGACAAAAUAUUGAUAUUUUAUUGAUUUCAAAGUGAUUCAUGUAUACAGCCUGAUUUACUAAAACUGAACAUCCAUUUAAGGUAGAGUUAAUGUUAACCAACGGAGCUUUGCAGUUGUAAAGUUACACUGGCAUUAGCUCGCCUCUGCCUUCAGUGGGUGACUGUGACAUGUGAGCACUCAAAAGUUUAACACAGCUGAGUUUUUGCUGAGAAAGUCGGGUAAUAACGUAUUUCACCAUAUCGCUCUCGUUUUUCUCCCAGGUUCGAGUGGUUCUGUUGAACUGGUGCGCCUGGUUUCUCCGGAUGAAACAGCCUGGUGACGAGCGCAAGCGGCCAGGCUACAAGUACCGUCCCCCCACCCAGCACCACUCCAGCACCAGCUCCAUAGAGAUGGGUGCUGUACCGAGCCUCAGUGUGCCCCUCUCACAGACUUCUUGCCCACCGUGCCCCACAGGCACCUCCAAUGGUUCCAUGAGCCUUUACUUCAGCAACUACCACCCCAUAGAGAGCCCGCCCUGCCCACCUUCCAGUGACUCAGGGGUGGCACUUGGAGGACGCACCCACGGUUCACCCAGCGAUGAGGCUGAGCCACCUGGAGGAGUUGGCAGCAGUGUUGGGGGUCUGGGGAUGGGAGUUGGAGCUGGGAUUGGCGUGAGCAUCCCCCCACCAGAGAUCCAGCGCAUCUUGGAGGAGGUUUCGUACAUCGCCCAGCGUUUCCGCGACCAGGAUGUGGCUGAGGCCAUCUGCAGCGAGUGGAAGUUUGCAGCGGCGGUUGUAGACCGGCUGUGCUUGGUGGCCUUCUCUCUCUUCUCCAUCAUUUGUACCUUCACCAUCCUCAUGUCAGCACCCAACUUCAUAGAGGCUGUUUCCAAGGACUUCACAUAGCUGGUUUCAGCAGCAAGAGAGGAGAAAUAGGACAAUAGACAGAAUAAAGAAAAGAGAUUAAAAAAAAGGGGGGGAUGGGGAAAAGUUAUGUAAAAUGUGCAGUUUAUGGUCCUUAACAUUGAGCCUGUGAGCCCUUUGAGAAGACGAUGGGCCACACAGUUGAGAAUAAUUGUCUUUUGAAACUCUAAUAUGUGGUAGAGUUUGCGGCUUUUUUCAUUUGAACCAGUUAGGAAAAAAUAAUUCAAGGUUUCAGUGUCAAGCAGACGGUCAAGCUUGCAGGGGGUGAUAUGAAGGAAGCAUUUUAUGGGUUGUCUUUUUAAUAGUAUCAGUUUGAAUGACGGCACUGCAACGUGGAUACUUGUUGUCUUUACCCACAGAGCAGUAUAAAUGUCAUUGUUUCUUUAAAAACCAGCUCUUUUUCUUGUAUAAAACCAAGGUCCACCUCACUGCCUCUUUUCUAGUUCAUCUGUACCAGCCUGUGCUGUCUUGUGUGUGUCAUUCAGCACUAGUCCAUACACAGACUGUUUACCCUCUGAACCCAUCAGAAAGUUAAAGACUUUCUCUUCUUAUUGGCGUUGUAAGAAAGCGGUGAUGUGAAAGUAUCAUUUAGUGCUGGUUUAAAUAUCUGCAGAACAUGUCCCGGUGUGGAGAUCCAGUAAGGAUUGGUUUUGAAAGAAGGACAUAAACUCUGUCAAUGUAAUUCACUUUUUUUCUAAAUGCAGGUUUGACAGGAUGCAUGGUAAAGUGAUUAUCAAUGAGUUGUUGUAAUUGAUGAUUAAUAAUUAUAAACUGAGGAUGUCCAAACUUGGCUGCCGGCAGGUUGACAGAUUUGUCUGCUCCAGGGAGUUAAACUUAAAAGCAUUAUGUUGCAAUGGUGUACAUUUAUUGUGAAAGGAAGAGGCAAGGUUCAGAUCCAAAUGAGCUGUCUUCUGUCACCGUCCACUUUAUCAUGUUUUUUUUCUUCAGCUAAUUCAACUUGAUCGUACAUGAACCAUUCUCAUCUGGCACCAAGCUUAGUCAAGAGCAAAUCUGUCUGUGCUUCAUUUGAAUGAAGGGUCAAAUGUACUCAUUAUUUGCUUCCAGAUAAAUAAGCAAUAAAGCAUGAAAAGGUCAUGAAGAUGUGGGGGCGUAAAGCUGUAUGUCAUGAUCAAACUAAAUAUUUGAUCACUGCAAAGCUAAUGUUUAACACCAGUUAAUGUUAGGGAUCGAGCACUUUCUUGCCAACCUUGCAUUUAGUGGGAUAAGAAUUUUUGUCUUUUUAAUCGUCUUUUAAACACUUCAAAUGGUAGCAUUAGCUUUACCACUUUCUGGCUAAUGGUAACUGACUAAAUGCUGCCCUUUUUUAAAUCUAAAGACAGCUCAUGGGUUAUGAAUGAAUGGUUCUACUUUAAGAAGACUUUGACUUUUCAUUCACUUUCACUUAAGAAGCAGUCAAGUUUCAGCUUUUUGUCAGAUUCCCUAAAUCUAUACAACAUACAAACAGGUAAAACAGGACCAUAUGCAAUCUAAGUCACUGUUUCUUUGCAGGCAUGGAUUUGCUGAUAGACUUGUCCUCAUGCACAGUGCAAUACUACACAAUGCUAAAUCCCCUCCUGCUUGCUGACUCCAUUUGAAACAGAUUGUCAAGUCUAGGGUUGCACCAGUCAUCUGUUCAUUAAGACUGUCUGAUGAACCGUUAAGAACUCAGUGUCAUUUCACAGCAUCUGUUUCACCCUAAUUUUGAUUUUUAUUUUCUUUCACCCCCUUUCAUGGCGUGUUAAAAAUAACUGAUAGCUUCGACACAAGUGUAGAGAGAUGUUCUGAAAUGAAAUGCUUCAUUACAUCAGUUUUGUGCGAUGUGUUUCAUAUUUUACAAAACUAUCUGUGAUGUUACAAUAACAGUUUGGUUUUGUGAAGAAUGAGUGAUCCACUAUGUUGAAUCAGGAAAUUCUGUGUGGCUGUGCACAAAGAGAAAUGCACAAGUGUGUGUUUACCGUGUAGUCAAACACUGUUUUAUUGUUUGGUUAAUGAAUUCUGAGACUGCACAUUCAACUCUGAUGUGAAACUAAAGGAAGCAGUCUGAGUGGAAGUUAUAUUUCUGCUUUUAAAAGCCUCAUUUUUAUGAAGUUGCAGGAAUUUGUUCAUAGUUGUUUUAAUGAAGUUGCAGAUUGAUAGAUUUUUUUUAACCUUGAACUCAACAGAUAAUAUCGUACAGUAAAUCUUCUCUGUCCCAUCUUCCACCACAGUAUCACUGGAGAAUAAACUGUAGAUUAAAAAUGCCUGUGUGUUGGAAAGUGUUUUCUGUGUUUUGUAAAUGCAGCCAAGUGGCAGAUUCUCACAACAAAGUCAUUAGUGUGUUUAGUUCCACCUCCACCUUUCAGCCACCUUGUAUCUACUGUCAUUGGUGUCUGUAUCUCUUUUGCUCUUAUUCCAAGUGUGAGUAUUUUUGCUUCCAAUGUGAAUAAAGUUUAUUUAUUCUCUGUAAAA